Rotaria sp. Silwood2 is the source of this 618-nucleotide messenger RNA. NCBI's taxonomy places the organism in Eukaryota, Metazoa, Rotifera, Eurotatoria, Philodinida, Philodinidae. The record is from the annotation of a GenBank genome assembly.
AUGCAAGGCUACACUGCAGAUGAUAUGAAUAAUACGCUGAUUUCAACCACUGCAUCUAUAUUACAUUCGGCACUGAAGUCGUUGAGCAUAAUUGCCAGUUCACUUCGUAUACAAGACUUCGAAUUGAUACUUUCAUCAAUAAUGUCACUUCGCCAUCUCAAAGUUAUUUCUAAGAGACAACAAUUUGACUCUGUAUUCGAUGCCUCUUAUUGGGAACAACUUGCUAGUAGCAAAAUGCUCAAACUAGAUAAACUUGAAUUCUUCUUCGCUUAUCAAUAUCAUACAAACGAUCGUUUCAUUAAUCUCGAGUCACUUGUUGCUCCUUUUCGAGCUCAAUUUUGGGUUCAUAUCAAACGUUGGUUUGUAACUUGUGCGUAUGCUCCAGAAUCAGAUGAAAUUUGGCUUUAUACAACGCCUACCGAUCUCUUUGACAAUGAAGAAGUAGUUAGAUGUGAAAUAUCGUGGAUGGACAAUACAUGUCGCCUGACUCAACGGCCACUAGAUACAAUAGUUGAUAACAGUCCAGAUGAGGUAUGUGGCCUAAUAUGUUUGAAACCAGAAUCGGUCAUUGGUUCAGAGCUGAACAAGUAUGGACUUUCUCAAGUACGAGUACAGUAA